Messenger RNA from Protobothrops mucrosquamatus (brown spotted pit viper), 2451 nucleotides. It is a transcript of the gene PNRC1, whose product is annotated as proline rich nuclear receptor coactivator 1. Gene Ontology annotation, biological process: nuclear-transcribed mRNA catabolic process, nonsense-mediated decay. The coding region runs from base 26 to 892 and encodes 288 amino acids. The record is from RefSeq and is a predicted model, not a curated record. Gene Ontology annotation, cellular component: nucleus; P-body. Lineage: Eukaryota; Metazoa; Chordata; Lepidosauria; Squamata; Viperidae. The transcript is spliced from 2 exons.
ACGCGCGUAUUCUAAAGCCUUCGGUAUGGUGACUACCACAGCGCCUUCGCCCUUUCUAAACCGGGUGUCGGCCGGUACCGACGACUGUCGCCCGUUUCCUGCGUCCCUUUUUAAACGGCUCCUGCGGGCGGACUACGGCGGCGAAAGCCCCCAACCCGGCUGCUGUCCGGGCCUAGGACCAAACGGGAGCGCAAGACCGUCGCUGAAAAGAGUCAGGCGACGAAGACGGAAGAUCCGUUCCGCUCCCUCUGGCCUCCUGCAGAGUCGCUACCAGCAAUUCCAGCAACACCGGGCCGGCUUGGGACGGAAAAACGCCGCGCAAGGGACGCGCAACCGCGGCGACGUCCCCGCCGCUUCGUCAGACCCUGGAUUGGACAUGGGACGUUCCGCCGAGGAAGCUCCGGCGCCUUCGCCGAGAACGACCCCGGUCGUUACAAACAAGCCCUGCAGGAAAGAGUUGUUCAAAAACAGGAUGGGAAAAUCUGAGAAGAAUCCGCUGCCUUACAAUCAGCCUGUUCACAAUAUGCAUCUAUCUGACCAAUCGAAGAGUAAUAGACAGAGGAGUAAAUGUAACAUACCACUAAAUAAAUUUCCAUCUACAAAAAAGUGUGAAAAUACAUUUUGGCAAGAAUCAUUAUCAUCUGAACUCAUUAAAAGGCAGGAGAAAAAGUCUCUGGAAAAUGCAGAAAAUUUUAAAGCAAAGAAAUCUAUUUUUCUGACAGAAGCUAACCAAAAAGAAAAUUAUGCUGGGGCAAAAUUUAGUGAUCCUCCUUCACCCAGUGUCCUUCCAAAACCUCCCAGUCAUUGGGUUGGGAGCACUGUUGAAUUUUCUGACCAAAACAGGAAGAUGAUGGAAGUCCAUUUAAAGACACUCUUAAAAGUUCAAGCAUAGCUUCUGGAUAUUGACAAAGGACAUGCCAGCAAUCUAAAUCCAGCCUUGUUGCAUUUUAAUGUUCAAAGGACUGACUAGUCUUAAAAACAGAAACUUGUACUCUAAUUUUUUAUGGAUAUGUAAAUAGUGUAUAUCAUGUAAUGUGUAUAUUCAUAUUUUGAGGUACAUUUUAGUUUUGUUAUGAAAGGAUGUAUUUUACAUUGCCCAUGCGGUAGAUGGCUUUUGUACAUAAUAAUGGACAUCUUUUUAAAGUGUGUUUGACACAUGGAAAGAUCUGUCAACAUUUGCACAAGGUAUUGAGAUUUUUCAAAGGAAAAAAAUCUAUUGACAUUCAAAUGGAAAUGUGAAAACGUUAUUGUUGCACUACUGAAAAAUUUUACAGUCUGUGGCACACAACAUUUUAUUGAAAAAUAAGCUUUCAGAAAGAUGUGAAUUUGUUUGAAAACAGUAUAUGGAGUUAAAUUCAAUUACACCAUACAAGCUUCCAUACAAACGUUGGAAUUUAAUUGACAACACCUGAAAUCUAGCACUUAUUAUCUAACAUGGAUAAUAGUGCUAUCUGCCAGAAAUAAUUGACUAGUUUAAAAAAAAAUUAAAUAAAACAAUUUGGCCUCCCCUUUACUUGGUUAUCUUUUAUGUAUUUUUCUGUCUGGCUGAAUUUUGAUAAAGCAAUAUCAAUUGUAAGCAUUUUGGGUUAUGUCAGUGAUAACAGGUUACAUUUUCUAAAUGCUAUAAUUAUUAAUUAGAAGCAAUGUAGUAUUUUACAAUAUAGUAAUUUCUUUUUAUAAGUUCACUGCAUUGUAUUAAGAUUGCAUAUAGAUGGAGUACUCCAUAGCCUUAACAGUGAUAGUCUUAAUGGCCUAGAAAAUUGGUCAUUAAAAUCACAAACUGGGUGCAACUGCAUAUUACAAUGUGAAUGUCAAUUUAAAUACCGGUAUACGGUAUAAUAGCUGAGGCCCAGUACACAAAGCAUAUAUUUUCCUGCAGCUGAGAUAUGCGGGUCAGAGUUCUUCCAUUUACUCUAGCAAAUUUAAUUUUGCUGACUUUAGAUAUGGAAGACUUGUACAGUACUCUUCUGUAUAAUUAAUAGGAGACCCUUGAAGUAAAAGCUAGUUCCUUAAUGUGAGAAACAUGAAAAAGAACUGUAUCCUUUUCAACAAGAUCAUAUCUAAAGAAAGAUAUACCUUCUGUCCACUGUUGAAAAUGCAAGCGGAUCUUCAUGGUAAGUGUAUUUUUUCCAGUGCUACUCCCAUCAUUAAUUGCAGCCUGUAUAUACAGUUGCUUGUUCCUUAUCAAACUGGUUCAGAAAUAACAUUGAUGUUUAUCUGGAAUGUGUCAUUUCUGGGAGCAGUUUGUAUAUUUUCCAUAAGUAAAACUUCCAGAACAGAUGAAAGGGAAUGUGGCGAAACUGGGAUGGUUCUGUUUCUGUAACAAUGAGUUUUGCACACUACCAUAUUGGGAGCUGUACAAGUUCUAUGUUGAAGUAACAAGGCAUAAUUCCAAGUCAUAUUACAAAGCAUGGUUAAUGUAUAACAGACAAAACACAUUAACCCCCAGCC